AUGGCCAUACUCCCGAUUGCGGCGGCUGUGCUCGCUGUCGUGCUCUUCGUCAAGCACAUCUUCCUCGAUCCCCUCAUCCUCAGCCCUCUUCGCCACGUCCCCGGCCCCAAAUCCUUCGCCGCGACAAAAUGGCGCCUUGCCUACGAAGACUGGAAAGGAACGCGAACUCGCACGAUUUUUAAACUACAUCAACAAUACGGACCAGUCGUGCGCAUCGGUCCUCAUGAGGUCUCUUUCAACAGCCUGUCAGCGCUACGAACCAUCUACGGACCCGGAAGCCGAUAUGGCCGAACCACUUUCUAUCGCAUGUUUGAUGUCUACGGCGAGCAGAAUUUAUUCACGUUCCACUCGCCCAAGGAGCAUGGCGAUAGGAAGAAGCUGUUGUCGCAUGCGUAUUCCAAGUCCGUUGUUCUCAAGCCGCCGACCGCGAAAAUGGUUGAGAGGAGAGUUCGUCAGUACCUGGACCUGAUUGAAGCCGAGCCUGAGAAUGUCAGUGAGAUUUUCAGCACUCUGCAUUACUAUUCUCUGGACAAUAUCACCGCUUUUGUUUACGGAAAGUAUGGCCAGACUGCAGCAAUUCGAGGAUCAAAGAUUCAUCGAGAACUCAUCGCGGAUAUUCUGCAUCCCUCUCGUCGAAAGCUUUCUUGGUCUAUCGUGCAUCUGAAGACUUUGACUCAAUGGCUGUACCGCCAGUCGGGAUUAAUGGGACAACUUGUAAAGCCGGUUCUUCCGAUGCAGCAGCCUACUACAUACACUGGUAUCCGAGGAUAUGCUCUGCGAGCUUUUGAGGCUUUCCGAGCUGAUGUUGAGAAGAUUACUCAGUCGGAGGAUGAGCAUGUCUCGAUUGUGGAAAAUCUCUGGCAACAUCAUGAAUCUCAAAAGCCUGGUGGACUCCGCGAUCUGCAGAUGGCGUCUGAAUGUGCUGACCACUUCCUCGCUGGCAUCGACACCACUAGCGAUACGCUUAUGUUCCUCGUCUGGGCACUCUCACUUCCGGGCAAUGAGAAAUACCAGGAAAAGCUGCGGGAAGAAGUCAUGGCCAUCUCAGGUGAUGGACUGAACCAAUGGGGUAAUCCAAGAGCUGAGGCAAGUGAUCGAUGCACAUAUAUCAACGCCGUCAUCAAGGAGACUCUACGACUCUAUGCUCCUUUGCCAAGCACCGAACCUCGUUCGAUUGACAUUGAUUCGGUUAUUGAUGGAUAUACCAUUCCUGGCAACACUGUUGUUGGCAUGUCGCCUUGGAUCAUGCACCGCAACGAGUCGGUAUUCAAGGAUCCCUUGGUCUUCAACCCUGAUCGGUGGCUUGGACCUGAUGCAGCGGAGUUGAACCGAUGGUUCUGGGGAUUCUCGAGUGGAGGACGAAUGUGCAUUGGCAUGCAUCUUGCCAUGGCUGAGAUGACAACCCUUACAGCUACCAUGUACCGACAGUUUAGAACGACAAUUGCUCCAGGGUUUGAGGAUACUACGCCCGCUAUUACAGCUCGCGUCGAGACUUUCUACGAUGAUCGAUUCCCCAAGGUUCAGGAAUCAAAAUGCCUGAUCAAGUUUACGAAACUGAAGCAGUGA
Messenger RNA from Fusarium tjaetaba, 1566 nucleotides. Its product is annotated as pisatin demethylase cytochrome P450. Lineage: Eukaryota; Fungi; Ascomycota; Sordariomycetes; Hypocreales; Nectriaceae. The coding region runs from base 1 to 1566 and encodes 521 amino acids. Gene Ontology annotation, molecular function: iron ion binding; monooxygenase activity; oxidoreductase activity, acting on paired donors, with incorporation or reduction of molecular oxygen. The record is from RefSeq and is a predicted model, not a curated record. The transcript is spliced from 4 exons.